AUGAAUCUUACGUUACUGUUAAUAUUGGGUCUUGUUCCUUUUGUUUUGGCUGAUGAUUGGGAGGAUUUUACGAAUAACCUUGCGACGGACUUGGCCCCCUUAAUUACCUUGUUCGGCGAACGUCUUACAAAACAAUUCCUCUCCGAAUCGAUUAGCAUAUUAGACAAUGUCAUUUUCGCUCUUUCGCCACUCGGAGUAUUGACUGCGGUUGUCUCCGUUAUUCGAAUAUGCGGUAGUUCAUCCCUUCGAGCAUUUGUCGGUCGGGCGCAAGAAGGGCCCGCUGAAGCCGAAGGUGAACUUUUACCAUGCGUUUCAGAAUCGACAGCCGAAUUAUUCAACGAUGGAGGAAUUUCUCGAGUAUUCGGACGCCCUCGUAUCGUGGAGGUUGUCGCAUGGGAAGAGGGGUCGACAACCAAGAUUGGAACUCUGCGCGACGCGAUUCGAGAAGGCGCGUGGUCUGUCAAAGGAUCCGAGUCUCGCUCUGAGAAGACCGAUGAGGUUGUUUCGAUGCUAGAGCUGGACAUUCCGAAUUUGUCCUUGAAUAAAGGGAUCAAGCAAGUAGACCAGCUCUGGUUCUACGCGGCUGCUAUACUGGGCGCCCUGCUGCAGAUAGGUGUCUUGAUAUAUGCUGCCUUGACAGUUUUUGUGUUCCCCGAUUCGUUCAAAGUGGAUGACGGCGCUGUUGACAGUUAUGCAUUCCCAUUGUAUGUAAUCGGGACCACAUUCUUAUUCAUGGGGAUGUUUUAUUGCGCUGUGAUUAUCGAGCGGUCAUCGAAAGAAUAUUACAUCAAGCCAAACAAACCAAGCAAGUUGUACUGGCUUCAACCAGGAGAACAGACUGUUGGAGAUCAGGUCUUCAAUUCAUUUCUCGCAGUCAAGGAAGAAGGCCAGUCAUCCAUGACAUACAUCAAGUCCAAGAGAGUUCAAAAAUAUGAUGGCCGAUUUGUCGAGGUCUAUUCAACUAUAUUUCUCACGCUAAUGGGAUUCAUAUUUCAAUUUAUUGGCGAAAGAGGCCUUCAUGCAUCUGUCAUCUUAGCCCAGCUGGGGUCCACUUUCAUCAUGUCGGUGUUGCGAACUUGUCUCCGAACAGAGAGGAUGAAGCCAGAAGAAAAUAAGUUGAGAGAAGAAAGAGACCUAGUAUCGUACAAGCAACAAGAGCUUGACGCUUUUGCCUUUUACCUUGAAGGAAUUGAUUCUUUUAGCCUGGUCACUUCCCCAAUUCUUUCCAACGUCAACUCAAAUGGAUAUGUCAGUCAAUCAAAUGAUUCUAUGGUACAGCGAGUGCUUCGAACAAGAGCACGACUGGCAGAACUUACGAGUAAGUCGGAUGAUACUAGUUGGGACGAUAUUCCAAUACGCAAAAUGGCACAAUCCCUUGCCCGGACAAUUGAAACGACAAUGGACAUCAUGUCCAGCUGGGGAAUGGAGUUCAAAGAUCACUUUGAAUUUCCUCUCGCAUUUGAGGCUACUCCCUCGUCAACGAAGACGUCUCCUGCUGACCUCGGAUCAUGGUCUAUUGAGCUCACGAGAGGCAAUGACGUGCUUAGAUGGCGAGUGGAUACAAACAAACUGGAAGCGAUCAUCGGUCUCUGGGCCUGGUCAUUAUACAGAUCAAAAAAUGAAUGGCGCGAACCGCUUUAUAGGAUGGUUGGCAUCAAUCAAGCGCAGGCGGGCCAAGCAGAAAACUACCUCGACUUUCAAAAAUGGAUAUUCCGGCAAACCGAGGCGAAGCUCGUGCCGGCAAAAUUAGUGGAUGAACCGAAGCGUUUAUUUGGGUUUAAUCCAAACAUAUUCCCGAGCGACAGUGAAGUUCUGGCUGUGAAGACUGAAAACAAUCUCGAAAAGAUGAUAGCUCAAGAUAUUUAUAUCAGAUUCUUGAAAAGUGUCUUCUCAACCAUGAACAGUCUUGGGGGAGAUGUUGAUGUUAUUCCAGGUCUCCAAAACCCCUGGGUAGCUCAAAGUACCCGAAUUAAUGAUUUGGUUCAGUGCUUUGAGAACUGUCAUAUGGGGUCAAGAGAGGAUGCGCUGGUUUGCAUUAUUCCUUCUCUAAAGCAAAGCAACAUAUUACCAGACCUCGCAGCAGACUGCCCUCACAUAAGGAAGAGAAUUGAAAAUCAUAGACGAAGUGGAGAUUGGGCCAGCGCCUUUUCCAUCCUGAAUUGGAUGUGCUGUCGGUCAGAAGGAUCUGAAUUUGAAAGAUCUGUUUACGUUCUCGGUUAUCUCUGCCGGCGGGCGAUGCUCAGCAACAAUAAAGCAGUCCGCGAGGAGGGAUUCAAUCAAGUAUGUGUCCUGCUGGGGCCAGAUGUGAGAUAUUCAUUCUUCCAAACUCAGAACCAAUCAAAUUUUUUGAACUGGGUUAUCUCACCAUCACGAGAUUUGUGGUGGCAGGUGUUUGGUUGGCAGCUUGGUUGGAUCUCUUGGCAAAUUUCGGUCGAGAAUGGAGGUAUGCAUUGGAUUCAAGCGAAGCUUGGAUCUUUUGGUAUAUCUGAAUGUCUAAAGACUCUAGAGGCUUCUCCUUUGGACCUGGAAGAUACAGUUAAGGGUAUCACUGCUAUGAAAGACUGGCUUGCAACAAAACAAGUGGAAUCCAAGCGCCAAAUCAUGGAUAAUGACGAGGAAAUAGGAUUUGAGUGGGCAGUGAAAACAAAGCAAUUUGCUCUUGUGCAUUGGUUCCUGCUUUAUUAUAUCGAACUCGGAGACGAUUCCCCAUCCUUGAUCGCUGUUGUAUGGUUCUGGGCAGCGAAAUACCAAGUCGAUUGGGCCAUUCAGAUGUUGCAUCGCCAUGGAGCAGAUAUAAAUUCAACCAACCCAGAUGGCCAUACCGCAUUGUCAAUUUGUAUUGACUUUGCGGGAUUUGAAGCCAUAGAGCUUUUGCUUAUCAAUGGAGCGAACCCGGAUGGCAAUGACAAAGCCCCUGAUGGUCGGCCCAUUCUCAUAGCAGCCUACAGUGGCAAUAUACGGCUUUUGGAUACUUUGAUUCGCCAUGGUGCAGAUAUUGAGAUAACCGAUCGUAUGGGGCUCACAGCAUUGCGUUAUGCCUGCGACAAUAACCAGCCGAUUGCAGCUCGUUUCCUUUUGUCGAAUGGCGCAGAAAUUGAUACUACAGAUGCACGAACACAUACUACGCCCUUGGGAUUUGCAAUUACCAAUGAGAGAUUUGAAUUGAUUAAAGUACUCCUAGAAUUUGGGCCAAACUUGAAUAUACAAGAUUCCCACGGUCACACUCCCCUAAUGCGUGCGGUAGCCGGUCAGUCAGCUAGAAUCAUGGGCCUGCUGUUAGAAAAGGGUACAGACAUCACAGCCAUGGAUCACAGAGGACAAGAUGCGCUGGCUAUGGCGAGAGAAAACCAGUUUGUGGAGGGAGUCCAAAUUCUGGAGUUGUGGAUGAAUCAUUCCUAA
Messenger RNA from Penicillium angulare, 3399 nucleotides. Its product is annotated as ankyrin repeat domain-containing protein. The transcript is spliced from 3 exons. The record is from RefSeq and is a predicted model, not a curated record. Bases 1 to 3399 code for a protein of 1132 amino acids. Lineage: Eukaryota; Fungi; Ascomycota; Eurotiomycetes; Eurotiales; Aspergillaceae. Gene Ontology annotation, molecular function: protein binding.